UCCCCACAAUACCCCCAAGCAAACCUAGGUUACCCUGGCCAAGCUGCGCACUCAGGCUACCCCGGCGGGUUCCCCGGCGCCGGCGGCCCCAACCCUCCUUACGGCGGCCAAGGACCCCCUCCCCCUCAGGCUCCCCAGCAACACGCGCACCACGCGCCACCCGCGGUGGGCGCGUCGAACAUCGCGACGACGGGGCAGGUUGAGGGCGCGCAGUUCCGGAUCGACCACCGCGACAGCAACAGCAUGCUCUACCUGCGGCUGCAGCCGGGGUACGAGAUCAAGGCGAAGCCGGGGAGCAUGGUCGCGAUGGACGCGACGGUGCAGAUCAAGGGCAAGCUCAAGUUCAGCAUGAAGAAGAUGUUCACCGGGAGCGACAUGACGGAGUCGCUCUUCACUGGGCCUGGAGAGGUCCUCCUGGCGCCUGAGAUAUGGGGCGAUAUCGUGCCGAUCCAUCUGGACGGGCAGACGCCGUGGAAUGUCGGGAAGCACGCGUUCCUUGCGUCUACUCCUGGCGUCAGCCGUACCGCCAAGUCACAAGGCUUCGGGAAGGCGCUUUUCUCGGGGGAAGGCCUCUUUGUCCAGCAGGUCACCGGCCAAGGGACUAUGUGGGUGACGAGCCUCGGCGCGAUCUUCCAGCGGACGCUGCAGCCGGGAGAGCAGUGGAUUGUCGACAAUGGCCACCUCGUUGCAUGGACGGCGGGGUACAAAGUCGAGCGCAUCAACGCCGGCGGCCUGUUCUCGAUGUCCCACACAGACGAAGGCCUAGUCUGCCGGUUCACUGGCCCUGGAGUGAUCUACAUCCAGACGAGAAACCCGGAGACGCUGGGAGAGUGGAUAAGAGCCCAGGUGCCGCCCUCGUCGACCACGAUCGUAGAACAUGCAUAGUGGCCCUCCUGCCGGUGUAUCCGGGGGAAUUCAUAC
This is a messenger RNA of Trametes versicolor FP-101664 SS1, 921 nucleotides long. RefSeq names its product DUF124-domain-containing protein. NCBI's taxonomy places the organism in Eukaryota, Fungi, Basidiomycota, Agaricomycetes, Polyporales, Polyporaceae. The record is from RefSeq and is a predicted model, not a curated record. The coding region runs from base 244 to 885 and encodes 213 amino acids. The transcript is spliced from 5 exons.